This is a messenger RNA of Thermothielavioides terrestris NRRL 8126, 321 nucleotides long. RefSeq lists its product as uncharacterized. The coding region runs from base 1 to 321 and encodes 106 amino acids. Lineage: Eukaryota; Fungi; Ascomycota; Sordariomycetes; Sordariales; Chaetomiaceae. The transcript is spliced from 3 exons. The record is from RefSeq and is a predicted model, not a curated record.
AUGCCUCUCAACUUCAUAGCCAUGUUGUAUCCAAAGCCAGACCGGGUCGCACGGGUCGAAGAAAUCGCUCGGCAAGUGUGCGAGUCGGUGCACGAGAAGGAACCGGGCGUCCUGAAAUACCAGUGGUUCCGGGCCGGAGGCACAGACAAGCCCCUGAUCGUGGUUUGGGAAACGUACCUCGACCAGGCCGCCGUUGACGCACACACAUCGAGCCCCGUCAUGGCUUGGCUCGUGGAAAACGACAAGAAGGAAGAGAACAUGGCGGCCCCAAUAACCGUCAUGCCGCUGGAGCAAUUCGCGGGUUGGGAGAACCGCUCAUGA